Jaminaea rosea is the source of this 885-nucleotide messenger RNA. RefSeq names its product Ribokinase-like protein. The record is from RefSeq and is a predicted model, not a curated record. Lineage: Eukaryota; Fungi; Basidiomycota; Exobasidiomycetes; Microstromatales. Gene Ontology annotation, biological process: pyridoxal 5'-phosphate salvage. Gene Ontology annotation, cellular component: cytosol. The annotation marks the transcript as partial. Gene Ontology annotation, molecular function: pyridoxal kinase activity. The transcript is spliced from 2 exons.
AUGGCCGCCAACGAGGCAGAACCACAGCGCCUCCUCUCGGUCCAGUCGCACGUCGCGAGCGGCUACGUGGGCAAUCGCUCCGCCACAUUUCCCCUCCAACUGCUAGGCUGGGACGUCGAUGUAAUCAACACGGUCCAAUUCUCCAACCACACAGGGUACGGCCGAUUCCGCGGCUCACGCUUCGAUGAGGCGCAUAUUCGUUCCCUCUUUUCCGGCUUGGAGGAGAACGGGCUGCUCAAACAGUCCCGCCUCUUAUCGGGGUAUAUGCCAUCCCCUGGAGUAGUCCACGCACUGCGCGAUGCGGUGGAACGAAUUCGCGGGGUGAACCCGGGAUUGGUCUAUUUGUGCGACCCGGUCAUGGGGGAUAUGGGGAGGGGCAUGUACGUCGAUCCUAAUGUGCUGCCGGCUUAUAGGGCUGUGUUGCCCUUGGCGAGCAUUGUGACUCCCAAUCAGUUUGAGGCACAGGUACUCGCCGAGAGAGAGAUUAGGGACUUGCCCUCCCUCCUCGAAGUGCUGGCGCGCAUACACGAUCAGGGCGUGGAGCACGUCAUUAUCACGUCGGUUGAGCUGCCCAAGGAGGACUUGGAGAGGAUGGGAGUGGCGAGGAGGGCUAGGCUCAUGGAUGGGGAGACGGAGGUGGGGAGUAUGGUCUGCGUGGGGUCCAGUCGCCCUACGAGGGCAAGUGCGGAGGACACGCCGCUCCGCCCGUGGUUCAUCGAGUUCCCCGAGAUACCCGGCUACUUCUCUGGCGUUGGGGACCUAUUCGCCGCACUCACUUUGGGACGAUAUGAUGAGGCUCAAGCGGGAGAGGUGACGCCUAUUGCGCGGGCGGCCGAGUUGGCUAUUGCGUCAGUUCAGGGGGUGCUGGCUAGGACCACCGCGGCC